AUGUCUAGAGAAUUAAAGUUCACUUUAAGCCUGGCUAUUUUAAUAGUAGGCUUUGUAUUAACAUCAGCAGACACAAGAAUAUUCAUAUCCGUUGGAAACUCUAAUCGCACUGAGAGUAUAACUUUGGACAAGGAUCAAUAUUUGUCGGUGAAAGGUUCAUUUGAACAAUAUUUUGAUAUACCGAAGGAUAGAUUAAAUAAAUUAUUUCUAACUGUGAUUUAUAUGGCCGAUAAAUAUGGUUAUAAAGCAAAAUAUGUUUUAGUAAAAAAACAAUAUGCGAAAUCGAGAAUUCAUUUAAGUUCUGCGACCUUAAAAUCUACAGCUGGUUAAAAAAAUAAAUAAAUUUUUAAUAUUUUGUGUUAUUUUUUACUACGAACAACUUCAAA
Lucilia sericata (common green bottle fly) is the source of this 386-nucleotide messenger RNA. RefSeq lists its product as uncharacterized. Bases 1 to 330 code for a protein of 109 amino acids. The record is from RefSeq and is a predicted model, not a curated record. The transcript is spliced from 3 exons. NCBI's taxonomy places the organism in Eukaryota, Metazoa, Arthropoda, Insecta, Diptera, Calliphoridae.